GAGAUCAGCUGUGCUUCUCUGGUCUCAGCUCUGAAGUCCAACCCCUCCCAUCUGAGAGAGCUGGAUCUGAGUAACAACGAGCUGCAGGAUUCAGGAGUGAAGCUGCUGUCUGCUGGACUGGAGAGUCCACACUGCAUACUGGAGACUCUGAGAUUGAGGAGCUGCAGUUUGUCAGAGAUCAGCUGUGCUUCCCUGGCCUCAGCUCUGAAGUCCAACCCCUCCCAUCUGAGAGAGCUGGAGCUGAGUCAGAACGACCUGCAGGAUUCAGGAGUGAAGCCGCUGUCUGAUCUUGUGGAGAGUCCACACUGCAGACUGGAGACUCUGAGAUUGAGUCGCUGCAGGUUGUCAGAGAUCAGCUGUGCUUCUCUGGCCUCAGCUCUGAAGUCCAACCCCUCCCAUCUGAGAGAGCUGGAGCUGAGUGACAACUACAAGCUGCAGGAUUCAGGAGUGAAGCUGCUGUCUGCUGGACUGGAGAGUCCACACUGCAGACUGGAGACUCUGAGAUUGAGGAGCUGCAGUUUGUCAGAGAUCAGCUGUGUCCUGGCCUCAGCUCUGAAGUCCAACCCCUCCCAUCUGAGAGAGCUGGAGCUGAGUCAGAACGACCUGCAGGAUUCAGGAGUGAAGCCGCUGUCUGAUCUUGUGGAGAGUCCACACUGCAGACUGGAGACUCUGAGGUCAGUUCACUGACUCUGUUACUAUUGUAGAUCUGAUAUGUUUAAUUAACAUUUGAACCUAAUUUAUGUAAGUUACAUCCAUAAAGUUGUAAAUUUGUUUUAGUUCAUAUUUUCAUGCUUCUUGUACUGAAUUUAGUCACAAAAGACAGUUCCUUAAAGAAACUGUAGAAAAUGUCCCCUGUUAAGGCCUUUAAACAGC
Messenger RNA from Siniperca chuatsi (mandarin fish), 873 nucleotides. RefSeq names its product ribonuclease inhibitor-like. Gene Ontology annotation, molecular function: protein binding. Lineage: Eukaryota; Metazoa; Chordata; Actinopteri; Centrarchiformes; Sinipercidae. The record is from RefSeq and is a predicted model, not a curated record.